UCCUCGCAGUGUUUCCUUGUGUGCGGCACCUUAGGGACCAGUGGAGAGGGAAGGCUGUGUCCAGUCUUCAUCUUGCAUCCCUCAGUCAGGCUUGCCUCUCCUCAUCAAUCUGAAUGUCAACACCUCGGGUCUUCGUGCUCCUGGUGGCGGUGGUGGUGGUGGUGGUGACGGAAGGAGCCACGGUGCCCAUAAAGCUGACGGUGGCCCUGCAGAGCGGCGCCAACACCACGGUAACCUUCGCCACGGAGGAGGAGGCGCUGCACGAGAUGGGGAUAACCAGGAAGAUGAUGGAGGGCGCCGUGGCACAUGCUGACGCCACGGGAUUGGUAAGAGAAGUGGUGGUAGGUGGGCAGCACAUCCCUCUGCACCUCAACACGACCACCACGUACUUCAACAUGCUUGCUCUCAGGACCGUGGAUGGCAGGGACUGGCUCUUUUCCCGCGACAACUACACCAACGCUUCCAUUCGUGAUUUCGACGGUGACCCCAGCCUGGGUCCCCCAGGAGGUCCCCCUGUCAUGGACGGUGCCCUCACCCCUGCCACGCACCACGCCCCUGGACAUCGAGCUCUCGUCUGGCCUCGCCCACGCCUCCGUCAGCAUGGGGGACCGCCUGGUACUCUCCUUACAAGACGGAAAGCGAAGAGAUCACCUUACCAAAACAUCAAAAUCACCUUCCCAAACUACAACCUCUCCCACAGCUACAUUCUCCUCCUCCUCCUCCUCCUCCUCCUCCUCCUUUUCCUCCUCCUCCUCCAAACCCACCUCGACCCUCGGCUUGGUGGUGCUGCUGCCGCCUUUCUCGGGGUGUCACCUUCGCGUCGUCAACCCCCACACGGGCCGAGUCACUCUGGCCCGCUACUUCAACACCCAAGACCAUCUCUUCGACCAGGAGCUGAGCCGCGUCCUCACCAGCCUGAGAGAAGGACGGCUGGUGCUCCUUACCUCCUAUCAUGAUGUCUCGGGACGCCUCGGGACCGACGCCCGUGACGCCCUUCACGCUCUAGGCUCAUGGGCGGCGCCGCACCUCGGGUUUAAGGACGCGUGGACGUGGGCGUGGGUGGUGGGCGGCUCCACGCUCGCUGAGGUCCUAGUGACCAACGCGCAGGGCAUCCUCACGCAGCCCAACCCUCUCGCUCUCCACCUGAGCCUCCCGCCGCCCGCCCCGUCAGAGAGAUUUUGCAAUACCUGGCCGUCUGGUGACCUGUGGGAGAAGCGACGAACUCUCUGUGAUCUCCACGACGGGUUCGGUGACCUGUGCUCGUGUGACCUCCCUUACCCGUUCCCGUCCGACGCCACCACCACCACCACCAAGCCGGCGUGGUGGCGGGGACGCGUGGCGGUGGUGGUGGUGGCAGCAGACAGACCUCAGUAUCUUUAUAGACUAUUACGACAGCUAUUGGGGCAGCCCGGCAUGACCCCUGACCUAGUGUUGGUGAGCGUGGACGGGGACAACGAGGGGGCGAGGGCCAGUGCGAGCGUGGCUGAGGUGCUGGGGCUGAGGCACUUAACACAUCGCAGCGAGCAGGGCACCGCCUCCUACAUCUCCCCAAGGAUCUCCAGGAGUCUGAGGUUCGCGCUGUUCAAGGCCCUCGAGACCUUCCCCCUUGAGGACAAGUUUAUCAUCCUCGAGGACGACCUUGUGCUGGCUCCUGACUUCCACUCGUACAUGCAGCAGACAUCGGCACUGCUGGGGGCACCGGAGGAGGCUGUGUACGCCGUUUCCGCCUUCUCCCAUCUGGCUGCCUCGCACACCGCCCACAACGCCGCCCGCCUGCAGAGAGCCACUACCUUCCCUUCCUGCGGGUGGAUGACGACGCGCGCCUUCCUGGAGGAGACGUUGCCGAAGUGGCCCGAUGCACAUGUGGGCACAGACUGGGAUUACUGGAUGGGGACGGAGGUAGUGCGUGGCGGGAAGGAGUUGGUGUUACCGGAGGUACCCUCGUACUACUCACGGUGGCACCCUCGGCUCCCACACGGAUGGCGCCAUGGCACGCUGGUUCAAGGAGCGCCCUCUCACAUCCCUGCCACACACCACACUCAACCUGACGGCUGUUAGCCGCAAGGUGUUUGAGGCUCAGGUGCUGCAGGAUUUGUCCGUGGCACAACCUCUCAUCAGCAUUCACACCAAAGACCCAGACUCUUCUACUCAUGGCCUCCUCCAUGUUCCCCUCCACCAGGAUGGGUCGGUGUGG
Molecule: messenger RNA, 2194 nt
Organism: Scylla paramamosain (green mud crab)
Lineage: Eukaryota; Metazoa; Arthropoda; Malacostraca; Decapoda; Portunidae
Product: protein O-linked-mannose beta-1,2-N-acetylglucosaminyltransferase 1-like
Exons: 14
Coding region: 418-2058 (546 amino acids)
Biological process (GO): protein O-linked glycosylation via N-acetylgalactosamine
Cellular component (GO): Golgi membrane
Molecular function (GO): beta-1,3-galactosyl-O-glycosyl-glycoprotein beta-1,3-N-acetylglucosaminyltransferase activity
Source: RefSeq, a predicted model, not a curated record